UUUCUCAAUGCAUUCGAUAUCUUGACUGCCUGGACAACAGGCGACCCUGUCCAUCACGUAAUUACUCGAGAUGGCUAAGAAUCUCCAUUUUUCAAAAUCAUCCAUUCUUUUCCUCGCAAUUCAUGUGUUCCUCGUAAUUCUCUCAGGAAGUUUUACGCAUGCAUCCCAUUUUUCUAAAUCCAUCCAAGGCCUAGGGGGAUCCCUCAAGGGCCAGAGCGUGGCAGGCUUAAAUGAGGUCAAGCGUUACCUGAAUAGGUUCGGAUACUUGGGAUACGAAACUGCAGACAAACAUAGCGUCGAUGAUGAUGAGUUCGACGAGGGCUUGGAGUCGGCUCUUAAAAUGUACCAGAAAUAUUACAAUUUGAAGGUUACAGGAAGACUUGACUCCGAUACCAUCAAACAAAUGAAUGUCCCACGAUGUGGAGAACCUGAUACAUUAAUCAAUGGUGAUCUGCAUGUCUUACGUCCACAAUAUGCAUUUUUUAAGAACAAUGCUAAAUGGCCACCUUCUAAGCGCCAUCUCACGUAUACCUUCAACUCCACCGCCAAAGCCGUUCGCAUGGAAAUCUUAAACGCAACUUGCUACUAUGCUUUCAAAAGAUGGGAGGCCGUAACUAAUUUCAGGUUUCAAGAGGCACCUCAAGGUACAAAGUCUGACCUAGUUAUUGGGUUCCAUCGAGGUGAUCAUGGGGACGCGGCCCCAUUUGAUGGGCCUGGUGGAGUUUUAGCUCAUGCUUUUUCUCCCACGAUUGGUCAACUUCAUUAUGAUGCAGAUGAGAAAUGGAGUCUUAGCCCUAAGCUAACUAUAAACCAAACGGACAUCGUGUGGGUCGCAAUGCACGAGAUAGGGCACCUUCUUGGACUUAACCACACUCAGGUUCAGGAUGCCAUUAUGUUUGCUUAUGUUGCAAACGGAGUUACUCGAAGAAGUUUGCACCCAGAUGAUAUAAGGGGCAUACGUGCUUUAUAUGCUAAUUGAUGAAUAUUAAGUCAAUGUAUGUAAGGCAAGAAUGACUUGUUUUGUAAGGCUCAUUAAGCAACAUAAAGUUGAUUUGUUUGAUGCGUGAAUUCGAUUAAGAGUUGUGCUACAUGUAUUUAUAAUUUUAUUUUACGCACAACAUUAUACAUAUUGAGUAAAAGACUUAUUUUAUCAGUUUUUUUAAUUCAAAUUUUUAAUUUCAUAAUUUUCAGUAUGUAUAUCAAUAGUUGACAUUAACAAGUAAUAUUGUUAUCAUGUAAGUAAAAAUUAUAAGUAUAAAUAGU
This is a messenger RNA of Juglans regia (Persian walnut), 1263 nucleotides long. RefSeq names its product metalloendoproteinase 5-MMP-like. Lineage: Eukaryota; Viridiplantae; Streptophyta; Magnoliopsida; Fagales; Juglandaceae. Gene Ontology annotation, biological process: extracellular matrix organization; proteolysis; collagen catabolic process. Gene Ontology annotation, molecular function: zinc ion binding; metalloendopeptidase activity. The transcript has a single exon. Gene Ontology annotation, cellular component: extracellular matrix. The coding region runs from base 71 to 979 and encodes 302 amino acids. The record is from RefSeq and is a predicted model, not a curated record.